AGUGUGUGGCUUCAUAACUUGAGAAUGAGAAAUCAGAUUUUAGAAAAACGAAUUGAAGUUGAGAAGUUGAGAAAGGAGAUCAAAUUAUACAGAAUAAUCUUCCCUCAAGUUAGUCUCCUGAAGCAAUGGGCCAAGUUAGACAAAAGAAACCAAGAAUCAGUUGGCAGUUUAGCCUCUCUUCUUUCUACAUUCUCACUCAAACUCCCUCUACUUCAUGGAGCCAAGAUUGACACAAAGGCUUUUCAACAAGCAUUGAGCAUGGCCAUGGAGGUGAUGGCCAAACUAGAGGCAAUGAUCACCAAACGCACAUCCCAGCAACUGGAGAAAACGCUGUACGUGCUAACGGAGCGGUUAAGCAUAUUUAAAGAACAGGAAGAAUGCUUGGAAAAGCUGGAGGAGGCUGUAUGUUCGGUCAUCACUUUACUGGCGAAGGAGAAUAGUAUUAGAAUCCAAGUCAUACAAGCAACAAAUUCUACCAUGAAGGAUCAUCCUUUUCCUACUUGUUAAGAUUUACUAAUUUAAUUGUACAUGAAAGGACAAUUUGGGUUUUUUUUUUUUUAAUUAUAGUGACUGC
Messenger RNA from Cucumis melo (muskmelon), 574 nucleotides. Its product is annotated as QWRF motif-containing protein 7. Gene Ontology annotation, biological process: centrosome cycle; spindle assembly. The record is from RefSeq and is a predicted model, not a curated record. The transcript is spliced from 4 exons. Gene Ontology annotation, cellular component: centrosome; nuclear microtubule; cytoplasm. Lineage: Eukaryota; Viridiplantae; Streptophyta; Magnoliopsida; Cucurbitales; Cucurbitaceae. The coding region runs from base 25 to 507 and encodes 160 amino acids. Gene Ontology annotation, molecular function: microtubule binding.